GCCAAACUUUAUAUUUAACGAGCGCCAAUCUCAUAUGUAUGAGGAGCACGAGCAUUCAGAUGACGAUGAUUCAGAUAUAAUAAGCCAGACCUUAACGGUUCGGAAAAACCCGAUGGCUAAGAAUAGGAACCUGGAUCAUUUACUUACAGCCAAGGAAGAAUUUCACGUAGCGCCCAUAAAUGAAAAAGAUAGCGUCACCGAGUCUAUGGAGUUUUGCAAGAAGCCAUCGUGCACAGAUGCAGAUAUUCAAUGUGUUGUUGAUCUAGUUAAUGCUACCAUAUGCGAAGCGAGAGCGAUAAUUGAUUCGGAUCCACGAGGUCUAUUUUGUUACAAGUAUACGGAGAUGCAACCGGGUCGGAGUCGUAGUACAGCCUCGGCCGCAGUUGAUGUGCUUAUAACAAAACAUUCUCUUGCAAACUCUGAAGAAAAACCCAAGACUAUUGCCACAUUUAACGUAUAUACGGAAUCAGUAACCACAACAAGUGCCUACGGUCAUCAUUGGCUGACCAUAGAUGAAUUCCAGUACAGCAACAUAACCAGUCAGAUUCGCAACUUCAUUGGAGAGUGGAAGCUUUCACCCAAUACUAUGUGUGUGGUUCUUAGCAAUACACGGCGUCAGGAGGUGCCAAUUAAGGGAACCAUUUAUUUUGUAGAUGCACACUUCUCACGACCGACACCACGUUGCCCCAAUCCACUGGCCGUCGCCAAGGUACGAUUUAUGGUUAGUGUUUCAAAUGUAAUGCAAAGACAUUAUCCUGUUAUGGUUACAUAUCGUUUUGAGGGUCAUAACACGUUGUACUAUGCCUUGGGUCCCCGUGCUUUUAAUUCUACGACAUUUCAACGUUUCUUUAUUGAUACGAUUCUGCACAAGAAGCUUAGUUUUUACGCUGAGAUCUGUGAAUGCCGGCAUGGGACUCUCGAGAAACCUAAGCAUAAUGUGAAACCCAAGACCAAAAAGCGGAGUGCAGUCUUAUAAAUUAAUUGAAAUAAUUACAAUAAUCUGUUUUCGUCUCUGUUUGAGUGAAGAAAAUAUAACCGGUGUCGCCUGAAUGUAGACUGUAUAAAUAAAUGUUCAUUUAAAAAAGUA
Molecule: messenger RNA, 1087 nt
Organism: Scaptodrosophila lebanonensis
Lineage: Eukaryota; Metazoa; Arthropoda; Insecta; Diptera; Drosophilidae
Exons: 1
Coding region: 35-976 (313 amino acids)
Cellular component (GO): cAMP-dependent protein kinase complex
Molecular function (GO): protein kinase A regulatory subunit binding
Source: RefSeq, a predicted model, not a curated record